AUGAGUCGGCCGAGCAAGACGAAUAAGUGCCAAAUUUUGCACACUUCCCCUAUUUCGCGAAUAUACUUUUUCAAUCAUAACUCGGCCAAAACUUGUUUUUUUCUAUACAUCUGUCUGUGUACAAGAUAUAGCCCUCAACUGUACGUCUCCUUUUUGGGAAAUCAAUAA
Molecule: messenger RNA, 168 nt
Organism: Caenorhabditis elegans
Lineage: Eukaryota; Metazoa; Nematoda; Chromadorea; Rhabditida; Rhabditidae
Gene: R07H5.16
Product: Ovule protein
Exons: 2
Coding region: 1-168 (55 amino acids)
Source: RefSeq, marked reviewed